GCUCUCGUUACCCAGGAGUCGGCUAGGGACGUCUAUUCGCUCGUGCAGAAUGCUGUCGUGUUCGUCCUUGAUGCUGGGGUAGAGGGAGUCGGAGGCGGCCUGAUGGCCGGUCCCGCCCUCCUUUGGGCGCCUUUGCUCCCCCCAGCCUACAGCGGCCUCUUGGCGAAAUGGAGUCUGUGGAAGGAAAAGAGACGUACGGUGUGCCCGACGCAGGCACCAAGCCCCUCUGCUCGUUGGGCCAACAGCUCCUUGUUGAGCUGCUAAAUGCCCGUGCCUUUCUAGAUUCUCGGGAUGCAGUUUUGAAUGAGCUCCCGCCCUCAGGGAGCUUUCAGUCGUAAUGGGAAAGUCACGUAUUAGUCAAAUCUGAUCAUUUCACUCCUGCUUGUAACUGGGUAGCUGCGGCCUGUUGCUUUUAGGUGGAAGACCAAGUUCUUAAUGUGCACAAGGACCUGUGUGGUUGGGUCUGUUGCAAUUUCUUCUCUCUCGUUUUGCAGCACACUCCCUUUGGCUGUGCUACAAUCUUCUUGGCCUGUCACUUCUAGAAUGUGCUUUUUCAUUUGCUGUUACUUUUGUAAAGAUUUUCCUUUUAACCUAAUUCUUUUUUUUUGUGUGUGUGCUGAGGAAAAUUUGCCCUGAGCCAACAUCUGUGCCAGUCUUCCUUUAUUUUGUAUGUGGGUUGCUGCCACACCAUGGCUGACGAGUCUUGUAGGUCCACGUCCAGGAUCCGAACCUGUGAACCCCGGCCGCCAAAGCAGAGUGUGUGGAACUUAACCACUAGGCCAAGGGGCCAGCCCCUUAAUUCUUAAGUCUUCCCAUCUUGGCGAGAUUCUCAUUGGCACUAAACACAAUUGUGAUCUUAAAGUUAUUUAUGAGAGUCUUUGAUUAAUGUGUGUCUUUCCUUUAGUCUAGACUAAGCUCCAUGAUGGAAGAAAUCACACCUUUUUUCUCUCUCCACUGUAUCUCACACUUGGCCUGGAAUGAAAUGUGUGUGGUAAAUGUUUGUUGAAGGAAGAAAGCACAAAUCAAUGUAUAAUCUCAAACUGGGAGAUGUGGAAUACAGGAAAGGGAAUACAGUGCUAAUGGAGUGUGUAACAUGGGGACCUGACCUGGGCUGGAGAGGAUGAUCUGAAGGAUGGGCUGGCAUUAUCUAGGUGGAGAGAGGUCAGGCUGCUGGAGAGUAUUGCAGGUGGAGAGGAUCAGUUAUCAAGGUCCUAAGAGUGGAGUUGAGUGGCUCAUACAGAGGCAACAGCAGGUACUAAGGUCCUGAAUUGGCGUAGUAGGGGAAACUGAAAGAAAGCCACUGUGGCUACACUGAGAGAAAGGAGGAGGAUGACGCAGGAAAUUACAGCGUACAAUGAGUUUCUUUAGGGAAGAUGCUGCGUUUUUAGUAAAAUAUGACUGGGUAACGAGUACAAAGUGUCUGUAGGGGAUGAUAUAAUAGAGUAAUAACUCAGACAUUUUGGCAUGUUGAGGUGGCCUUUCAGGGUCCAUUGCUAGUAGUUUUGGUUAUCACUGGGUCCUAAAAUGGGGUGAUAAAAAAGAUCCCUGCCCCGGGGUCUAAAAAAAAGGAAGACUGGGGCUGUCCCAGUGGCGCAGCGGUUAAGUGCGCACACUCUGCUUCAGUGGCCUGGGGUUCGCAGGUUCGGAUCCUGGGCGCCCACCAAUGCACUGCUUGUCAAGCCAUGCUGUGGUGGCAUCCCAUAUAAAGUAGAGGAAGUUGGGCACAGAUGUUAGCCCAGGGCCAAUCUUCCUCAGCAAAAAGAGGAGGAUUUGCACUGGAUGUUAGCUCAGGGCUGAUCUUCCUCACCAAAAAAAAAAAAAAGAAGAAGAUUUACUCUGAGAUUCUUUUUCUGAAUUUUCUUGGCUUCUCAUAUCUAUUUUUCCAUCUUAGAAUCACUUUAUCAGGUUCUGCAAGAAGUCCUCUUGCAAUUGUGACUGGUGGCAAUUUAAUGUAGUUAUUAGAAGCAUGGCCUUUGGGAUCUGGCAGAUCUGGUUUGGGAUCCAAGUUCAUCCACCAGCUGAGUGACCUUGGUAGAGAAAAUUAUUCUCUUAGCCUUGUUUUCUCUCAUUUGGGGAAAAGAAAAGUUUCAGAGGAUUAUUGUGGGGACUGCAUGAGAGGAGAUAUAUAUUUUUGAUCCAAAAAGAUAUUUCUUUUUUUUUUUUAACUUUUUAUGUUUCUCAGUAAAAUUGUAUUUUUAAAAACAAAGGUCUAAGUUUCCUCUUGUUAGCUUUACUUCAAGUUUUUUGGUGUCCUUUGCUUGUUUUGCUCUUAGUGUACUCGUGUUCGCCCUGUACUCAUGCGUUACCCAGGACAGGCAGCAUUGCUUGAUGUUGGUGAGCACAGGCUCUGGUGACCUAGGGCAAGUUAUUUACCGUUUCAAAAUCUGUUUCCUCAGAAUUCAAACUUCCUGGUGUGGUGUGGAUUAAAAGAGAAAAUAUUUAUACAUCACUUGCCCAGUGGCAGUUACCUCUGCCCUUCACUGAGAGGAAGCCCAGGUGAUGGCAGCCAUGCCCCGGAAAGCCUGGCACCAGAAGGUGGUGACCUUCGAGGACGUGGCUGUGUGCUUCACCCGGGCAGAAUGGUCUGGCCUUUCUCCUGCACAGAGGGCCUUAUACAGAAGUGUGAUGCUGGAGAAUUAUGGGAACUUGACAUCCCUGGGAUACCCAAUUCCCAAACCUGCCCUGAUCUCACUUGUGGAGGGAGGGGAUCUGCCUUGGGGCUUGGAGGCACAGGAUGACCCACCUGCAGAGAGGACCAUAGACAUCUGUAAAGAUGCUGAGACCGACAUUGACAAUGAGUCAACAUCAACACAGGGAAUUUCUGAAGAAAGAGACAUGAUGUUGUCACGUGGUCCACAGAAGAGUGUUCUUCAGAGAACCAACUUCCUAGAAACAUGUAAACUGGAGAAGCACCAGGAAAUCCCCAUAGUGAAAAAUAUUAGAGGAAGGGCUCCAAGAAUCCACUGUGAUAGGAUACCCUUCAGAUGUGAGGAGUGUGGGAGAUGCUUCGGCUAUUUUUCUUACUAUAUUAGACACCAGAGAAUCCACACUGGGGAAAAACCUUUUGAGUGUAGUGAGUGUGGAAAAGCCUUUAAUGGCAAUUCUUCGUUAAUUCGGCAUCAGAGAAUCCACACUGGAGAGAAACCCUAUCAGUGUGAGGAAUGUGGGAGAGCCUUUAAUGAUAAUGCAAACCUGAUCAGGCAUCAGAGAAUCCACAGUGGGGACAGACCCUAUCUCUGCAAGCAGUGUGGAAAUAGUUUCACCAGUAGUUCUGAAUUUGUUAUACAUCAGAGAGUCCACACUGGGGAGAAACCUUAUGAGUGUAACGAGUGUGGAAAGGCUUUUGUUCGUAAUUCACCACUACUUCGACAUCAGAAAAUCCACACUGGAGAGAAACCCUAUGAAUGUAAUGAGUGUGGCAAAAGCUUCAGAAGGAAUUCCCAUCUUAGCCAACAUCAGCGUAUUCACACAGGGGAAAAGCCUUAUUCUUGUAAAAUAUGUGGGCAAGCCUUCAAUUUUCAUACAAAACUAACUCGGCACCAGAGAGUCCACAGUAAGGAGAAACCCUUUGACUGUGUAGAUUGUGGAAAAGCUUUUAGUGCUCAGGAACAAUUGAAAAGGCAUCUAAGAAUCCAUAUUCAGGAGUCUUCCUAUGUAUGUGAUAAGUGUGGAAAAGUCUUCACGAGCAAAAGAAAUCUUCUUCAGCAUCAAAGAAUCCAUGUUGGAGAGAAACCCUAUGAGUGUGUCAGGUAUGAAAAAACCUUUAGGACUUCUUCCCAGCUAGAUCAUGUCCACCCUGGAGAGAAGCCUAUGCUGGACAUUUGUCGUUUUGGGCUCCCGGAAUUUUUUACCCCCUUUUACUGGUAAUAGUACACUAAAUUUCCUCUUGGAUUCCAUCUCCUGCUUGGGAGUGGAAUGUGUGACACAGGCCUGGCUCAGCUGCAGAUUCCUUCCCCCAAGCCAUUGCUGUUGGUUCAGGUGUCAGUAGGUGACCCAGGAUGGUCCAUUUAGAGUCCCAAGACUUGGCAAGAGUUAACAGGAAGAAAUACUCUUUUUCACUUGGUCUGAAAAUUGAGAGGAACUCCUGCAUUCUUGUGGAGGCUGAGAACAGCACAGCAAAAGAGGGAGCAGAGUUGGAGGACAAUCAAACCUAAAGAUUCUGCUUGAACAAUCACUUUAAACCAUAUCUGAAGCUAAAAAUACAUCUGGGUUUUAGAAUUCCAGUAACCAAUAAAUUCUACUUUUGGUUUUGUUUUGUUUUGUUUACUCAA
Messenger RNA from Diceros bicornis minor, 4271 nucleotides. RefSeq names its product zinc finger protein 19-like. Gene Ontology annotation, biological process: negative regulation of transcription by RNA polymerase II. Gene Ontology annotation, molecular function: RNA polymerase II cis-regulatory region sequence-specific DNA binding; DNA-binding transcription repressor activity, RNA polymerase II-specific. NCBI's taxonomy places the organism in Eukaryota, Metazoa, Chordata, Mammalia, Perissodactyla, Rhinocerotidae. Bases 2500 to 3867 code for a protein of 455 amino acids. The transcript has 5 exons. The record is from RefSeq and is a predicted model, not a curated record.